AUGAGUGUUUCCGCCGCCACAUGCGCGAGUUUCACGCGUCAUCGCUUGUUUUGUGUUCCCUGUGUGGCCUGUGUGGUUGCAGAAUAAGGGAGGGUGGCGCCGUGUCGGAGAGUCUUGCGCCCGGUCUGCAGAUAUUCUGCACCGUGACAGAGUUAUGGUCGUCCUCUCAUGAUUGAGGUGGAACUAUUUCGAUCUUGCAGUUAUUGGAUGACGGAGGGCGUUGCCUCUUGGGUGUUGUUGGACUCUAUUUACGGGAGGAGUUUGGUCGUGUUUCCACGAUGUUGCAUGUACCAUGUGUCUGAUUUGU
This is a messenger RNA of Ectocarpus sp. CCAP 1310/34, 307 nucleotides long. The record is from the annotation of a GenBank genome assembly. Lineage: Eukaryota; Phaeophyceae; Ectocarpales; Ectocarpaceae.